UAUAUGACAAAGGAGAUAUAAAUUGAUUUAUAUUGUGCAUGUGUAUAUUUUGAUAACGGUUUGGACAGGCUGAGAGGAAAAGCAGUGUUGGGUUCUGUUAACGAAACAUAUAUCAGUGUAAAAUAACCUCAGCGCAACGGAAGCAGCAUGGCAAGCAUGCGCAUUACGGUCUUUCUAUUUUCCAAGCUCAUGCAGAUUGCACGCUGCAAAUUCGCUGUCGAUUUUUUCUCACCAGUUGGGUUCAUCGUGAUUUUUCGGGUUAAAAGUACAUCGUAUCUUUUACAUUAAUUAUUUGAGUUGAUAUUGCAUCAAAAUUAUAAUCGGGACAUUGGAACUAACACACUUGUCACACGGUGAACUGAUCUGCAGUGUGUAUAUUGCCGUACCUGGGUUCAGCUACACUCUAUCAAUUGCACCUCCUUCCUGUGAAGUGCAUAUCAGCAACACCCUAGCAUAAUGCCCAAGAAGAACCCCAAGACAGCUGGAACGGGUAAACGAAAGGCAGUCCAGGAUCAAAACACGGGGAAUAAACAGAGCCGCCUAGCAGUCCUUUUAGCUGACGCCAUCUCCAAGGAUGACGAAAUUCUGUCCGAAAUCGGCGAACUCCUUGGGAAUAAGGACAAGAACAAGGCUGACGGUUCAAGAAGCACUGACCUUAGCCCCACAUCUGAACAAAACACCGCUACCAUUACCAAUCCAGAUGAGCCCACUAGCAUUGCUGCAAUGAAAACUCAUCUAAUAACUGCAUCUCUUGCUCCGUCAACAAGGCUCUCAUAUAAAAGAUUCUGGUCAAGGUUUACUGUUUUUGUUUCAAAUAUGCCAGAAUCAAGAAGCUACUUACCAGCAACAUCCGACACAGUUGCCUCAUUUGUGGCCCACCUACAUUUACUGAAAUACUCCCCGUCGACCAUCAGCAGUCACCUUUCAGCAAUAGCGUAUCAACAUCAGCUCACAACUAAUCCUGACCCUUGUAAUUCCUUCAUCGUACGCCGCAUGGUUCUAGGCGCACACAAAACCAACUCAAAAUCUGACUGCAGAAAACCUCUUCUGUACGAGGACAUAAAGAAACUUUGCAAAGCCACAGCAUUUGUAUUUGCAACAAAUCCCUUUUUGAGACAGUUAUGUCAAGCGAUUCUCUUGAUAUCCUUUCAUGGAUUUUUUCGAAUGGGCGAACUUCUCCCUUCUAAAAGCAGCAAAGACCAUCAAGUCGUACAAUUGAAACAUGUGGAAUUUAAAAAGAAAUCUGUUCACAUAAGACUGCAUCGACACAAAACUAAGAAAACAAGCACACCAUGUUCAAUAAUCAUCCCCUCUUCUAAAUCCUUUUGCCCUGUCACCUACUUAAAAAGCUACCUCAGUCUGAGAGGGAAUAGUAAGGGCCCACUUUUCAUAUUGGCAAACAAUUCCUCUUUAACACUGGGAAAAUUCAAAACACAUUUCAUGAAACUUUUGCACUUUGUCAACCUGUCACCUAAAUACUACAAAUUCCACAGUAUUCGGAUUGGAGCUUGUACACAAGCAGUUAUAUCAGGAAAAUCUGAACAAGAGAUCAUGCUGUUAGGAAGAUGGAAAUCUAAAGCCUUUAGAAAAUACAUUAGACUUUCAAAAAUUACAUCCUAGUACUAUUGGUGUUGGUCGUGCAUCAAAAUGAACAGGAUUUGCUCCACAUAAUACCUUUUCAUUUAUGGAGAUAUUGGUUGUGUAUCUCUACAGUAUACUCAUACCACUUGCCUUUACCAUAAUACUCUGUUGAUGUUGGUAGUGCAUCAACAAUUCAUAUGCAAUUUGAGUUGUUUCUAGUCAGCAUGGAAUUUCUUUGUUAUUCCUCUUACUUGUCUAUUGUUAAAAUAACUAAAGCAAUACUAAAUUUUGAACAUACUGUGUAAUACUACUUUGAAGUGGUCAUUGUAUACUGUACCAUUUACAUGUUUUUACAUUCAUGUAACUUAUAAUUUACCUUAACCUUUUCUGGUCAUUUACCAUUGCGUCAACUUGUUAUGUGCUCAUAUUUGAUAUCACGAGGCAAUAUUACAUGUACAUUGUUGUAUUUUCUAUUUAUAUACAUAUAUGUUAAACAUUUGGCAUUUGCUUUCUUGGCCAUAAUUCAACUUACUCUAGUCAAUAUCUUUGCGCUCUCCCUUCCGUUGGUUGGACUUGGUUUGGGACUUUCUUAUACGUCCAACUUUAUGGGACUUUUACCCAUUACUUACACUAUUAUGUAAUCAUUAUUAUACAAGUUAUGCGGACUGGGUUGCAAAUGCACCAGUCCUUUUCAAAAUAAAUUCCGGCAGAUGCAAUAUGCAUCAGCCCUUUUCAAUCCA
Messenger RNA from Mya arenaria, 2321 nucleotides. RefSeq lists its product as uncharacterized. The transcript is spliced from 3 exons. Bases 457 to 1620 code for a protein of 387 amino acids. NCBI's taxonomy places the organism in Eukaryota, Metazoa, Mollusca, Bivalvia, Myida, Myidae. Gene Ontology annotation, biological process: DNA integration; DNA recombination. Gene Ontology annotation, molecular function: DNA binding. The record is from RefSeq and is a predicted model, not a curated record.